This is a messenger RNA of Ostreobium quekettii, 847 nucleotides long. The record is from the annotation of a GenBank genome assembly. Lineage: Eukaryota; Viridiplantae; Chlorophyta; Ulvophyceae; Bryopsidales; Ostreobiaceae.
AUGGCGCUUGACAUCCGCAUCGCGGGGAAGUACCGCCUGGGGAGGAAGAUCGGCGGCGGCAGCUUUGGGGACAUCUACUUGGGGACACACAUACACACCGGGGAGGAGGUCGCCAUCAAGCUGGAGUCGGUGAAGACACGGCACCCGCAGCUGUUGUACGAGUCCAAGCUGUACAAGAUCCUCCUUGGGGGAACCGGAAUACCCAACAUCAGGUGGUAUGGCGUGGAGGGGGACUACAAUGUGAUGGUGCUGGACCUGCUGGGGCCCUCCCUGGAGGACCUCUUCAACUUUUGCAACCGCAAGUUCAGCCUCAAGACGGUGCUCAUGCUCGCUGACCAGCUGAUUACCCGCAUCGAGUUCACGCACUCCAAAAGCUUCAUCCACCGCGACAUCAAGCCGGACAACUUCCUGAUGGGCCUGGGCAAGCGCGCCAACCAGGUGCACAUCAUCGACUUCGGCUUGGCGAAGAAGUACCGCGACCCGCGGACGCACAUCCACAUCCCCUACCGGGAGAACAAGAACCUGACGGGCACGGCGCGCUACGCCAGCAUCAACACGCACCUCGGGAUCGAGCAGAGCCGGCGCGACGACAUCGAGUCGCUGGGGUACGUGCUGAUGUACUUCCUGCGGGGCAGCCUGCCGUGGCAGGGCCUGAAGGCGGCCACCAAGAAGCAGAAGUACGAGAAGAUCAGUGAGAAGAAGAUGUCCACGCCGAUCGAGAUCCUAUGCAAGGGCUUCCCGGUGGUCUUUGUAACAUACUUCCAGUACUGCCGCUCGCUGCGCUUCGACGACAAGCCGGAGUACGCCUACCUGCGCAAGCUGUUCAGGGACCUGUUCGUGAGCGAGG